ACCAAUGACCUCAUGUUGAAAUCCUCCCACAGUUGUUUGUUAGUCUCUUCCUCAAGGGUUAAAGUGGACGUGCAGUCUAUGUAAGACAGACUCAGUGUUGGAUGUGAAGAUGGGACAACGCUUUGCUCUGCGCGCUGGGGUUAUUCUUGCUGAACACACUUCUACAAUGCUGUCACGCUCAAGAAGCUGCAGUGACUCUCAAGACCAACUGGUCCACUUUAUACAGGGGGGAAACUGUGACGCUCAUAUGUGACGCAAAUGAUGGCAACGACACUGACUGGAGUUACACGUUCACCAGGAAUAACACACAACUUGGUUGCCGCAAAACAAAGAAGUCUUGCUCAUUCAAGCUCAUGAAAAAACACUCUGCCGAUUACCAGUGCAGUGGUAGAGUAAAGUAUCAGAAGAGUGAGAUAGUCCGUCUGACUGUAUUAGGUAUUCCAAAACCUGUUCUCAAUGUGUCUCGUUCAUGGCUGAGUCCUGGAGCCGCUGUAACUCUGAACUGCAGUGUUAACGAUUCAGCACCAGGCUGGAGGUUCUACUGGUAUAAGGCUGUUGCCAAUCUGUCGAUCAACUCCAACUACAGUUAUGAGCUUCUACCAGGCAACAGCAAUGGGACUGAACACAACACCUACGUUGUUACUGGACAGACAGACACAGCAGGGUAUGCAUGCAGGGCUGGAAGAGGAAACCCUGUGUUUUACUCUUGGUAUAGCAGACCAAGGUUUGUCUGGUCUGGAGAUUCUCUUGCACUAUCAGUCAAAGUGAGUCCUGACCGAGUGCAGCACUUUCCCUCAGAGCCUGUGUCACUGAGCUGUGAGUGGGGCCCUGAUAAGUGGAGAGUGAUGAGGUUUACUGAAAGACUAUAUCUGUCAAACUGCGCCGACUGGGGGACAAAGAACGGAACCACAUGGACCAUCACAAAUCUUCAAAUCCCAACAGCAGUGUACUGGUGUGAGUUUGCAUCUGGUCAAUUCAGCAAUGCAGUCAACAUAACUAUGCAAAAUGAUAUUAGGCUGGUGAGCCCUGUCCAUCCUGUGACUGUAGGAGAUUCGGUUUGCCUUAGUUGCAAAUUGCAAAAGAUUGCAAAGAGCGGAUCACCACCUUCUAAGGUUUCUUUCUAUCUGAAUGAUCAUCUCAUCCAAAAGGACACCAGUGCCGAGCUGAAGAUCGCUGCAGUGUCAAAGUCACACGAAGGCUUCUACAAGUGUCAAUACGCAGACAAAAAGUCAGCACGGAGUUGGUUGUCAGUAAAAUCAGCAUCCAGUCCUGGAAAAAGGAAGAGCCCAAUUCUUCUGCUAGCGGUCAUUGGGUCGGUCUGUGGGAUUCCUGUGUUGAUUCUCCUUCUUCUAUCCUGUUUCUGCAUGAAGUCCAAAGAUUCAAGCAGCAGGUCUGUACAACUCUGUGGACUUGAAAGACCACACUGUUUCAGAGAACCAAUCAGAGCUCUGCUCCAGAUCAAGCGGUUCAUCUGAAUGAAACUCAACCACAUCAGCCUCCCUCUCAUCUCCAAGACAAAGUCGACAAUGUGACAUACUCCCUGAUUCUGCAUAAAAACAUUAGAGGAACAGGUGAGUAAUCAAGGUACAAGCGAUACAUACUGUUUGCUCCUAUUUGUCAGUCAGAAACAUGUUAUGCUGACAAACUAUAUUAAUAUUCUUCAUAUCUAUUCAUAGACUAUCCGUCGGCUGCAGUAACAGAAGAAACGAUUUAUUCUGAAGUGAAACUAGACACAGCUCUUGGUAAUAACGCUGCCAUGUCGUCUUCCUUUAAAUUAAAAAACAGUCAAAAUGUAAGUAACCUUUGGUCUCUGCUUCCUCUCUUAUUUCCCCCCAGGUCCAUAAAGGGAUUUCUUUUGCUUAUUUUAUACAUCAUGAACGUUUGUUUGUAUUUCUAGCAUGGAUUAAUACUGUAUGUUUUUACCUGGAGGUUUUUGUUUUUUUUAAAUCUUCAACUUUUGUACUACAGCAAUAAAAAACGUUUUCAGCAACAA
Messenger RNA from Eleginops maclovinus (Patagonian blennie), 1993 nucleotides. RefSeq lists its product as uncharacterized. The coding region runs from base 354 to 1475 and encodes 373 amino acids. Gene Ontology annotation, cellular component: plasma membrane. Gene Ontology annotation, molecular function: transmembrane signaling receptor activity. The transcript is spliced from 10 exons. NCBI's taxonomy places the organism in Eukaryota, Metazoa, Chordata, Actinopteri, Perciformes, Eleginopidae. The record is from RefSeq and is a predicted model, not a curated record. Gene Ontology annotation, biological process: cell surface receptor signaling pathway.